UUGAUGCUUUGAUAGUGGUUGCAAUGUGAAGCUCUCACAGUUUUGUCUCCCUCCGUGUAUAGGGAGGGAAACGUGUAGAUUUCUCCAUGUGUAUUAACAUACGAUGUUAUAUCUAGCUUUAUUUUUAUGGAAUUUGUUGCAAUCACGCUUCUAAAGCCAUGGAACACGAUAGGAAAGGAAACACAAGUUUCAAUGGAUUGUCCAGACACUCUGUGGAUAGCCAGAAUGAGAAAAAGAGGAGGAACUAUAAGCUGAUAGUGGAUCCAAUGCUGAGAGGGGGUGGACAAAAGUUGUAUCGCUUUGAAGGAUUGGAUCCUAUGGAUAACCGACCCAUUCAUGUGCGAGAUCCACGCUCCCGAUUAACAAGACUUUGGUCAAAGAAAUUAGCAGCAGACUUACCAAUUCCCAGAUUUAAGUAUGAUGAACACUAUGUUGGAGAACCACCACCAAAUGAAGUCACAUUUACCAACUUGAACGAUAACAUCAAUCAAGAUUUCCUUGAAAACAUGGUGAAGGUGUAUGGAAGUGUGGAAGAGGCCAAGAUUUAUUACAACCCAAAGAACAAAAAACAUUUAGGUGUUGGAAAGGUCAUGUUCUUAUCCUCAAAGUCAGCGAAGAUGUGUGCUGAUAAACUCAAUCAGUCCUCUAAGAUGGGAAAUGUGAUGACUGUGUUUGUUGAUGCUGGGGGUAAAGAGAGACAGAAGAUUGUGGAUGACAUGUUGUCGGACAAGCCUAAGACAGCAGCACCUGUUAGUGCUCCUCCUCCUGUUUUGACUGAUCCACGCAGGAACCGACGCUUGUCCUCAUCUUCAUCAUUCCCAACACUUCAGUCAGCCUCUAGUAUUCAAUCAGAUUUCUCUACAAGUAUCCAAUCACAGUCAAGUUUUGAUGCAUAUGACCCCGAGGCAUAUGACCCUGAAUUUGAAUAUUCAUUGACCCAGCCCCCUCCACACCUUCCUACUCAGCCGCCACCUCCGUUACCUGCCCAGCCAAUGUAUGCCUCAUCUGAGAAGAGCUUUAGCAGCAGCCAGUCAGACCUUGGGUAUGGGACAGGGACGCCAAUGUCUAACUACACUCAUGACAGCUAUAACAAGGCCUAUGACUCGCAGACCAGCACUCCCAGUGGCAGCUUCUAUCCUGGGGGCAAUCACAAUCAAUUUGGCAUGUCACAAAGUCAUGGUAACGGUGGUGCUAAUAGUGGGUAUGGCUUCCAGCAGCAACAGCAGCAGCAACCGCCACCUCCACUUCCUCCACAGCCGCCACCUCAUCAGCCACCUCCUCAUCAGCCACCUCCUCAUCAGCCACCACCUCAUCUCCCUUCUCAUCCUCCUCCUCACCUUCCCUCUCAUCCUCCUCAUCUGCCACCUCACCCGCCUCACCCAUCGCCACUACAUCAGAACCAGCAUCAUCACAUGUCGUACAAUAAUAGUGAGAAUCAGUAUUCCUCAAACCAGGACAUGGAUCGGUUCCCGCCAGAACCACGUCAGAGGGGAAGCAAUCAUCACAGAAACAGACAAAAUAGCGAAGGUGGUGCUCGAAGUGAUCACCGUAACCGGGACUGGCGGAGGGACAGAGAACACAGACAUUCUCGCGACUCACGCGAUCACAGAGAUCGAGGGGACGAUCGGGAUGAAUAUAACAGAGAACCGCAGAGAGAUAGGUUUAACCGACGAAAUAAUGACCGUGACAAUGACCGCAGCAACAGUAGGGAUAGGAAUCAUCACGACAGGUAUAACAGGGAUGUGAGGGACAACAAAAGAGGCGGUGGAGUAAAGGAUAGAACGGAUGUCAGGGCAGGACCAGGGCGAGGGAAAGACAGGAAGGAUGGAAGAGGGGAAAGGGAUGGUGGCAGGUUUCGUCAUAGACAAGAAUCUGCUGAAAGGAGUAUGGAAAGGGAGAAACCUCCACCCCAACCCCCUAAACCUAAAACACCAGAAUCAGAACCUGUACAAGAGGAGGAGCCCCGCAGCAUGAGUUUGGAGUCUCGUAUUCAAAGCUUGCUGCAAAAUUCAAUGGGUGAAGGGUUUGGCAGCCCCUCUUCGGACUCAACUAGUGAUUCAAGGAAAAAGGAGCCCACCCCCCCUCCAAGUCGGUGGGAGAAACCUGUGUCUGGGCCCCGAACUCCCGAACCAGAGGCCCCACGUGUACCACCCAUUCCUGUGGUGGACCAGCCCCGCACCCCCUUUAACCACAUGUCACACUUCAGUACACCACGGGACUCGGGGCCCCACAGCACGCCUGACUUCAGGGACGUUAACAGUGUUCAGAGCAGUGUGAACGGUAGCAUCGAUGUGAGUUUGCCCCCACCCUCAUUUCAUCCUGCAAAUAUUCCUGCAAUGCCAGACAUGUACAGUAAACUUCAAUCAUCUCUAGAUGUUGGGACUCCAACAACGUCACAAGAAAUUGUUCAAGACACUAAAAGUGCAUCAGACGACGACGACAGGAUGAGUAUCUCAUCAGGUGGAAGUGGUGAACAGAAUAUAGAAGUCAAUCCCAUAAUUCAUCCUUCUGGUGAAGUACCCAGUCAGACAAUGGCGCCCCUAGUAAAUACUGACUUCAUGUCACCAAACACAUCUCAGCCCCUGGCCUGGCAGACGGGCUCGUACAACUACGGUUUUAAUUAUGGUCAAAAUGUAGACAUGUCCGGUUAUAAUGUGUACAACCAAAACUAUUACAACCAGUAUGUCAAUAACUCUCUGAAUGUCGUCGCCUCUCAAGGACAGGUCGUAGAUCAGUCCGAGGAGGAUGAGAAAAUAGAGAAAACUUUUGCAGCUGUUCUGGAUGGUUGUAUUAAGGAAUUAAAACAGAUAAUGCAAAAAGAUAUGUGUAAGAAAAUGGUAGAAAACUCGGCUUUUAAAUCCUUUGAUGGUUGGUGGAACAACGAGGAACAGAGACACAAACUUCUGCCACAAAAAACUGUACAAGAAAAGCCGACAGAGAAGUCGUCCUCUGUCAAGCCGACUGUGACAGUAGGUAAGAAGGAGGUCAGCUCCACCAUUGCGUCUUUGUUUGAGCCACAGCACCCCUGGACCAAGGAAGGCGAGAUUAACUUUGGCAGCUACUCCAGUGGUAUGGGCGGGGGAUUUCUUGGCAUCAGGGGAGGGAUGCCGCGCCUCCCCUCAUUUAAGAAGAAGUUCCGUCCACCGUCCCCACCUCCCGAGGAUGAGGAGAGUAAGGGUGCUCACGAGGAGGAGGAGGAGGGUGAUGAUGAGGCCAAGAGGGAGGAUGAAGCUGGAUCAGAUGAUGAAGUCACAUCCACGAGAGCGUCGAGGAAGGCUGUUGUCAGUGAUAGCAGUGAUGAUGACGAUGAUGAUGAAGAUGAGGAUGAAGAUGAAGAUGAUGAUGAAGAGGCCAGCGCAGAGAGUAGUGAGGAAGAGAGUGAAGAAGAAGAUGAGAGCGAAGCAUCAGCAUCAGAUUCGGAUGAUGAGGAAGAGGAGGAGGAUGAAGAGGACGCAACAGUAGAUGUAGAAGGGAAGGAUGAUGAAGAUGAAGAGGAUCCCAUCAUAGAUGUGAUAUCUAAAGAUGAUAGAGAGGAUGAAGAUGAGGAGUUGUCAGUUGGUGAGCCAGCUAAGGUAGAGAAAGAGGAGGAGGACGAAGAGGAGGAGGAGGAGGAUGACAAAGAAGAUGAAGAAGAUGAGGAAAUUGAUAUGUCUCUCUCAGAGACUGAAGAAAAGGAGGAGAAGCCCGAGUCGCCCCAACCCUCUGAUCGGGUGUUGCCCACAAAGGAAGAAAUCUGUGAUAAAGACAAUGCUGAGAAGGAAGACACACAAACAGAGAGUGAAAGUGUGAAUAUCAAUAAUACACGGUCUUCCUUAGAUGCAAAUCUUGAAUUAGCCAAACAUUUAACUAAAUCCAACUUUCAGACGUUACUAGAUGCAUCUGAAAUUCUUAGUUUACGAGAACUCGUACAAAAGCCAUCCAUUCUGAAAGAGACAGAUAAAGUGAAGGAGAAAGUGAAGGAGAAAGUGAAGGAGGAGGUUAUAGAUGUUGUGGAGUCUGAGCCUGACAAGGAGGAAAGGUUUGGAUUCCUCGCGGAGCAUGAUUACUUUGCUCCACCAGUAUUACCUCCAGAACAAAAAGAGGCUGAUGAAAUUGAUUCCGAUGGGACCAUGUCAGCUGAUGAGGAAACGUCGCCUGUGGAAGUGUUCAUGGACCACAAUUACUGUCUUCCUCCUAAAAUACCUCCCAAACUGGAAAUGCCAGUGGAGGAACUGAAACCAGAACCUGUGAAGGAAGUUAAACCCAAGGAAGUGAAAACCGAGGUACCUCAGGAAAACAAAAAAUCACCGGCAAAGAGAAAGCCGAGAAAACAGAAACAACCAACAUUAACAGACAUUACAGAAGAGACAGUUCAUUUAAAUAAACAACGAGGAAGUAGAGAGUUGGCAAAUCUUCUUGAACCCAUCAAACCUAUUUCAAAGUUUGAUCCCAGGAAUUUGGACGAUGAGCGGAAAGUUUUCUUUGAUAUGUACACAAGUGGUCUUGAUAACGAGGAUAUUAUGUUCCUUAAAAGGACAUACGAGAACCAACUUCAAUCUGAGGAUCCCUCGUGUUACUGGAUUAAUGACAUUCUGUGGGUGGACCAUCCGGUUACAAAUAUACCCGACCCUGUUCCUCCCAGAAAGAGACGGAAACUAGAAGACUUGCCAAAGAUACAUUCAACAGGGAGUGCCAGAACAGAAGGUUUCUACAAGCUGAGUGUGAAAGACAAGACUGGAAACAAACUUGAUGCCUUCAAGGCUGGCAUGGAUUCUGACACAAGACUGAAAGCACACACCUCCAGAGAAGCUCGACAUGAAAACAGGAGACUCCAAACAACAUUUGCUGACCUUGAUGUGGGUGACCUGCUGCGCUUCAAUCAGCUCAAGUACCGUAAGAAGCAGCUGAGGUUUGCCCGCUCAGAUAUCCACGACUGGGGCCUGUUUGCACUGGAGCCGAUUGCGGCAGAUGAGAUGGUGAUAGAGUACGUAGGGCAGGGUGUGCGUCAGUCAGUAGCAGACCUCCGUGAGAAGAAGUACGAGGCUGACGGUAUCGGCAGUAGCUACAUGUUCAGGGUGGACGCUGAAACUAUCAUCGACGCCACGAAGUGUGGCAAUCUGGCUCGCUUUAUUAACCACUGUUGUAAUCCAAACUGUUACGCUAAGGUGAUCACAGUGGAGAGUCAUAAGAAAAUUGUAAUCUAUUCCAAGAGAGACAUUGAUGUUAAUGAGGAAAUAACAUAUGACUACAAAUUCCCCAUUGAGGAUGAAAAGAUUCCGUGUCUAUGUGGGGCGUCGUCUUGUCGCGGUACGCUCAAUUGAGGGGGGUUAAAAAUAUUCUGAAUCAAAUAGGUGAGCAAGCUAGGAUGGACAGAAAUGUCGCCAUGGGUUAUAGCAAGGUAUACAGAAGUAAACAGAAUUGUCAUCGAAGAUUAUCAAAAUAAUCAAUGUGUCAUUAGGAGGUUUCCCAGUAAUCAUGAGAGACGUCAACAUGAUACCAGAACUGUCAUCAAAGAUCAGCAAUAAAAGUCAACACCUGUCACCAGGAAGGUCUGCAUGGGGCACUGGAUACAUCACAAUGGAUCGCUAGAAAGUUUAACAUGGAUCACCACAAAGACCGUAAUGGACUUGUCCAGUCAAUGCAUGGUAGAGUUUACUCAAGUUACAUAGGGGUGAAAAGGUUAAUAUGAUUCGCCAGAAUUGUUGCCAAAGGUUACCAAAAGGUCAAUAUGCAUAAGAAGAGGUGUGUCAGUCAGUUGUGCAUUACAAGACCGGCAUCUACCUGGUAAUACUUAGUCCUAAAGGAUGACCUUUUCAAAUGUAAUAGCAACUACUCCCUUGCAGAUUUUGUUGAGGGGAUAUAUAUUUUCAGGAAGACUUCAAGGGGAUAUGUAAGUCAGGAGUAACCAUGGUUGUUGUACAUGAGUUGAAACGACAAUGCAAAUAUGUAUAGAAAAGACAAUAGCCUACACUCUGACAUUACAAACCAUACUGUGUCGAAUAGGUCUGGAGGUUGAUUAACAAUUGUACUUCAAAAAAUCAAUUUAUAAAUUAGAAAAUCUGCAUGAUAAUAAAUGAGACAUUAAAUUAUUCAAGAAGUUAUUUCAAAAUGCAGAAGAAUACGGAAGAAGUUGCAUGGGUUAGAAGAUCUUGAGUUCUUUUUACAGAAUGUUUAAUUAUAGGUUUUAUGACCUUGACAUAAUUAAAAGUGCUAUAUCCUUCAGAUAUUGUUGACCUUCCUGAUAGACUUAUACUCAACUACGAUCUCACAACAGCCAUUGUUGUCGUACCAGAUAAACUCAAGUGUUACCAACAGGGUAACUGGUCUGGUGACAGGCUUCAAGUUACCAACAGGGUAACAGGUCUGGUGACAGGCUUCAACAUUCAGGGAGCAGCUGGACUGCAGAUUUUAUAUGUUCAUGUAUCUGUAAGAAAUAUACGCCAGUUUUUGCAUUUCAUCUGAUUAUAUGUGAACCAUAUGUCUAUCAGAUUUUUCUUUCCACUCGAAUGUUGUUAGAGAGGGGGGUAUGUGUGUGUGUAUAGUUCAUGAUUUUGCUGUCAAUAGUUGCAUAAUAAUGAGUACAGCUUAGUGCUAUUUCCGUAUCAUAAAAAAACCCUGUAUAGUUUGAACUAUUGUAACCUUCAAAAUUUAUUCCUAAUCUUCAUCAUCCAACGAAAGAGUAACAUGACAUAAGCAUGUUUUAUGAGGUUAUCUGUUCACAUAUUUUUUAUGACGAAUUAAAAAACAUGAAGGAAAUACUGAUACAGACCAAAACAAGUUAGUUCGUUGUUUCUCUUCUGAAACUCCAAUCCUCUUCUUUUUUUUACCUUAAUGCACAGAGGAAGUGUAGCUUUGCAGCUGCAUCAAUAAAAAGGUCCAAGCUUAAGUGUUCUAAUCAAGUUACGGAUACUAAUGUAUAAUUACAACAAGAGAAUACAUAACUUACUACCAGAUUGUGCGUUGAAUAUGAAAUCCAUGUCAUCUACAAAUCAAAUUUUGUUCUAAUAUGUUAACGUUUGAUGUCAAAGAGGUUUUUACCUGAAGUGUUUUGUUAUUGUGAUUUUGAUGUAAAUACUAUCUACAGUAUUAAUACUGUAGAUAGUAGUGCUUCUUUAUUUUCUUGAUUUUGAUAUGUAAAUGCUCAUUAAGUUUGAUGGAGUGUGGAAUGUAAGGUCAACCCUGUCAUUGGUGUGUUUGUAAUUUGGGUAUGUGUCAUGGAAUUGUUUGUAACCAAGGCUCUACUCUGUCAUGGAAAUGUUUGUAACCAGGGCUUUACUGUCAUGGAAAUGUUUGUAACCAAGGCUCUACUCUGUCAUGGAAAUGUUUGUAACCAGGGCUUUCCUCUGUCAUGGAAAUAUUUGUAACCAAGGCUCUACUCUGUCAUGGAAAUGUUUGUAACCAGGGCUUUCCUCUGUCAUGAAAAUGUUUGUAACCAAGGCUCUACUCUGUCAUGAAAAUGUUUGUAACUAGGGCUCAACUGUGUCACAGAAAUGCUUGUUAUUGUGCUUUUAGAGAUAAACGCGUGAACACAAAGUGAAAUAAACUUUAUUUUACAACAAUUAAGAAGCAAGUUAUAUCAACUUUAUUUUACAACAAUUAAGAAGCAAGUUAUAUCAAUAAUCACUCACUGGUUGACCUGAAUGGGGAAAACUUGCGUGGUCAGACAGGUGAUCUCUUACCUUUCCACAUCCUAUCGGGCAAUUGUAUCCCAACUGUCUUUGUGAAAGGCAUGUGAGCUGUCCGCCCUGCUAUCCGACUACCCAAGUUUCUGGUUGGAGGCCUUUUUAGGGAGUUAAAACAUUUUGAAAUUAUCCACAGUUAUGUUUCAGAUGUCCUGCAUGAGAGUGAUAAUGUUCUGUAUUGAAGAAAAAUCACGAAAGUAACUAACAUGGUGAAGGGUAACACAUUCGUUAGGUACCUUUCUAUGUUAUCAGGUCAGGAGAGACACCUAUGUUAUCAGGUCAGGUAUUCCAAACCUCAGAAGGGUAGCACAUUCGUUAAGCACCUUUCUAUGUUAUCAGGUCAGGUAUUCCAAACCUCCGAAGAGAUUGAAAACGUUUCUGUGAAAAAAAGAAAUUAUAUAUAUACUAAUGAACAUAUAGUACUCAUUUUGCCUUACUAUAUUGGCAAGCACCUCCAAGUGUGAAUAAUUUAGAACUCUUCUGUGUGGGAGAUACAACACCAAGCAUUGGGGUAUUACACCUUAACCAACAUCAACGUUAACCAACACUAAUGUUCUAUUUAAAGAAAUAGAGGAAGUUGGGACAGAUUUGUUUACGUAAUAAUGUAGAUGUGCUGAAACUCUUUUGCUUUGUGUAGGAAUUUAUUUCAUACUAGUUUAGACAGUAAUACUUGCUUUUUAAUAGAAAUCUGGUUAAUCAUGAUCAUAAAUUUGAAUAUUAACAUAACACACCUUCUUAAAUUGUCAAUGAAAUUGACCUUCACAUUACCACACCAGAUAAGAAGUAAAUUUGUGUAUACAGUAUUGGUUAAUAUACCAAUUGAUACAUAUAUGUAGUGAUUCCUCCAACUGUUGACCCAAUGUAGAUUGUUUGAUUAAUUAAGGAUUGAGUCUUGCUUUGGUCAAUUUCAUGUCUUGAAACAUAUUUAAUGAAGCUUCAUUCUGGUGUCUCCACUUAGGCCAGGAUUUUUGUCUAAUGUCAGGAUUCCUCAGACAGGUUGGUGACCUCUGGUCUCGGCGAUGACCUUCUACACCUCGAUUCCCCCAUUAUCUAGUGACCUUACUCAGACAGGUUGGUGACCUCUGGUCUCGGUGAUGACCUUCUACACCUCGAUUCCCGCAUUAUCUAGUGACCUCUGGUCUCUGUGAUGACCUUCUACACCUCGAUUCCCCCAUUAUCUAGUGACCCUACUCGCACAGGUUGGUGACCUCUGGUCUCGGUGAUGACCUUCUACACCUCGAUUUCCCCCAUUAUCUAGUGACCCUACUCACACAGGCCAGAUUUUGUGGUUUGUAUAAUAAAAAGAAGUUCUCACCUAUUUGUGAAAGAAAAUCAAUUGCUUCUCUGUUUUUCACUUAUGUUAAGCGCUUUUUUAUAUUUGCUGAAUGUGUUCAGAAUUUUUAUUGGUAUGUGUUGAUUUAAUCUAUUUGUAAAUAUUGAAUGAUUUAUUAGAAUGCAUUCUAUUUAACAAAAUAGUCAAGUGCAAUUGGCAAGCUAGUGAUCUUUGUACAUGGUAGAUGUUAAUAGUGCUAUGUACAUAGAGAAAUUGUUACUUGAUAAAUCCAUUUGUAUAUAAUAUAUAUAUUAGUAAAUGUGAAAAGUUGUUUGUAAAGUACCAGGUGAAAGUGAUUACUGUGAGUACCAAAUAAAUACAUUUUAAU
This is a messenger RNA of Mizuhopecten yessoensis (Yesso scallop), 9322 nucleotides long. Its product is annotated as histone-lysine N-methyltransferase SETD1B-A-like. NCBI's taxonomy places the organism in Eukaryota, Metazoa, Mollusca, Bivalvia, Pectinida, Pectinidae. Gene Ontology annotation, molecular function: protein binding; histone H3K4 methyltransferase activity; RNA binding. The transcript is spliced from 16 exons. The coding region runs from base 159 to 5300 and encodes 1713 amino acids. Gene Ontology annotation, cellular component: Set1C/COMPASS complex. The record is from RefSeq and is a predicted model, not a curated record.